This is a messenger RNA of Alternaria atra, 810 nucleotides long. RefSeq lists its product as uncharacterized. The transcript has a single exon. The record is from RefSeq and is a predicted model, not a curated record. NCBI's taxonomy places the organism in Eukaryota, Fungi, Ascomycota, Dothideomycetes, Pleosporales, Pleosporaceae. Gene Ontology annotation, molecular function: peroxiredoxin activity. Bases 1 to 810 code for a protein of 269 amino acids.
AUGUCUUUCUCUCCAGAGCAACAGCACCUGAAAGACCGCUUCGAUGCCGAGCUCGGCGCUGCAGCAUUCGAUGAGUCUUGGUCCAGGAUGCUCAAACACUCCCCGGAGAUGUUCGCUGCGUCAUUACGCCUAACAGCAAUUCCAAAAAGAACCGGCCAUCUGUCCUCUAAAAUUCAAGCUCUGAUUUCUCUCGCUGUAAGCGCAGCAUCGACACAUUUGCACGUCCCAAACGUCCAACGGUAUACACGUGCCGCCAUAGCAGCAGGCGCCUCCCCUGCCGAAAUCGUCGAAACGCUAUGUCUCACAUCUACACUCGGUAUUCAUGCCUCUACAGUCGGCGUACCGAUCCUCUUUGAAGUUCUCGAAGAGCGCGGCGAGGCGAUGCCAAAAGGCGUGUCAAACAUGAGUCCCCAGCAGCUCGCCCUGAAGCAAGACUUCGAAACCAAGCGCGGCUACUGGAACACGUUGUGGGAAGAAAUGCUGCUUCUCGCACCCGACUUCUUCGAUGCGUAUACAGAGUUUAGUUCGGUGCCGUGGACGAAUGAGGGCGGGAAAGGGGUGCUUGAGCCAAAGGUCAAAGAGUUGAUAUAUUGUGCAUUUGACACUGCGGCUACGCAUAUGUACCAGCCGGGACUGAAGUUACAUAUGCGGAAUGUGUUGAACUACGGUGGGACAAAGGAAGAGAUUAUGGAAGUAUUGGAGCUGGCGACGCUUUUGAGUAUCAGUACGUUGGAUGUCGGGUUGGAGGUGUUGGACUAUGAGAUGGGCCGUCGAUCAAGUCUGCAGUCUCCCAAAGUACCUCGAGUAUAG